CCUUUCUCCCAGUCAAUUGGGGACCAUAUAAAUUAAUUUUUUGCCCUAAUUUUGACUUUUCCUUCAACCAAGUCAUCUGAAUUAUUAAUAAUUUCCUCUUCUCUGCUCAAGUUGCCCCAAUUAUUUUUUUCACAUUUCUCGGUGACGUCAAGUUGGUGUAUAGUAUACUAUACGCCAAUAUAUGUUAUUUCUGGCAAUCAGUCAAUCGAAAUUGACUGAUUGCCAAAUCAAAUAGCAUAUGACUCCCGAGAGUGGAUUGAAGCCUAGUCAAGCCUUAAAUGGAGUGCACGGUGUUCAUUUGCUUCCUCAGUUACCAUUUACAUUCCAAGAGAUAAAGCAGCGCGGCGAUUUCAAUCAGACGUCCAACAAUGCAAGAAACCAACAGCAAAUACCAAAGAAAAUUUGGGAACAAAGACCGUCUUGUCUGAGGCCGAUCCACUGUGGUCUUAAUGGUGAUAGAAGCUUUGCCGAAACGUUUGUUAAUGUGCUUACGUCGCUUCCGUUUAUCGCCCUUGGCAUUCAAGCUCCGAGGAAAAAUCUCAAUUGCACGAUCUACGCGAAUUCGUUAAUCGGAGUAGGAGUUACCUCCAGUUUGUAUCAUGCCUCGAGAGGGAAAUUCAGGAAGUAUCUCAGAUGGGCUGACUACACAAUGAUAGCCACGGCCACAGUGUGCUUGUCGAGAGCAAUUAGGAACGACAACUCAAAGUUGUUGAUGGCCACAUCAGCCCUGUUUCUGCCUAUUCAACCUCUAGUGGUAUCAGCAGUUCAUACGGGAUUGAUGGAGGUGGCAUUUGCAAAGCGAGCGUCUGAAGAUCCAGAUUUGAGAACAGCCCAUAAUGUGCAUAAGAUGUCAUCAAUAUUAAGCGGUGCACUUUUCUUUGCCGACGAUCUUUUCCCAGAAACCCCGUUUCUGCAUGCAGGCUGGCAUCUAGCUGCUGCUGUUGGAGUUGGCACUUGCAACAAACUCUUGGAUUGAAAAAAUCAGAGGAUUUUAAUUAAUCCUCGAUUUAAUUUGCCGAAAAAACAUGUACGUGGAUAUUUCCUACAUCCGAUGUUUCUGUACUUGAGAUUAGAAUUGGGCUAUAAAAAAAAAACAUUGAUGAUUAUUGGUAUGUAUGCUACUAAAUAAAUUUAUGGUAUUGGAAAUUGGAUUUCAUUUUACUACAAUGCUA
Molecule: messenger RNA, 1172 nt
Organism: Erythranthe guttata (spotted monkey flower)
Lineage: Eukaryota; Viridiplantae; Streptophyta; Magnoliopsida; Lamiales; Phrymaceae
Source: RefSeq, a predicted model, not a curated record